GCUCCUAUGAAAUUUGACUAUUCGGAGAUACCGGUACCCGAUAUGGAGGACAUCGAUAUGAGAUUUAUAGACACGCUUCCCGAGCUGCGCGGUGUCGCAGCACCGGCGGAUGAGAUCCAUCGCGCGAUCGCGUUUCUUAACGCGGAUGAAGCGACUCUAAGAGGGGCGAUGAUGGGGUCAGGAAUCCCCGGAAUGACGGGGUGUCUGAUGGGCGACGCGGAUCUCUCAUCGGACGGUCUGGAUUUCAUCCCGGACGGAUCUAUUACCACCCCUGACGGAAGCAGCAGUGGCGGAAAUCUGCUGAUUUGCGGGGAGCAGCAAGUUUCCCGCCAAAAUCUUUUGCAGCAGCAUCAGCAUCAGCUCCAGCUGCUACAGCAGCAGCUUCAGAAACAGCAGCAGCAUCCGCAUCAGCAGCAGCCCGUGCUGAGUCAGCAGCAGCAGCAGCAACACGGAAACAUCCACCAAGACGUAUCAGGAGCGACCACGUGGCAGGGAGGCUCGCCGCCAACCACGGGGUCGAUUGUAGCCCACCACGUGUCCGGCACGUUCACCGGCAGCAACUUCAACGGCAGUAACGGGAACUUCAAUAACGGGAACAUGAACGGCGGCGGCGGGGGAUUGAACGGCGGGGGCUUGAGCGCCGGGGGUUUGAACGGCGCGGGUUUGAGCGGUGGGGCAUUCAAUGGCGGGCAGAACUGCGCGACCCUGGUGCCCGGCGGAAGCCGCCUUAGCGUGGAACAAGCGCUUCUUCUCAACAUGUCGCGCACUGAAGCGGAGAUGCGCAAAGUGGUGAUGGAGCGAGACGUGCUCAGAGAGGAGGUUGCGCGCAACCAGGCCGCCUUGCGCCAGCUCUCCGCGGACAAGUCCGCGCUCGAGGAGCGCGUGCGCGCGCUGGAGGGCAGCGUGCGCACGCUCGAAACCCGCGCGCGCCAGCUCGCGGGGGACAAGGGGCAGCUCUCCGCGGAGCGCGCGCAGCUCUCCGCGGAACGCGCGGGGAUCGAGUCGCUGGUCCGCGCAGCCAAACAGGAGGCAUUCGCGCAGGCGGUCAGCCAGAAUCCACACCGCGCUCAGCUGCGCGCCGAUCCCCCGCGGAAUCCGCUUCGCCCCAGUAGACGCGGAAGUAUUCCAGUACCUUUCCAGGAAAGUUCGCGGGGAGGUAGAGGACGUGGGUCUAGACCGCCUCCUAGUGCAGAGAUUAAGACGCGUCGGCGGACUGCGACGGGCUUAUACCGGAGAUAGAGCUGCUGAAGUUCCCCAGGCCGUGGCACCUGCCCGGUUAGACGUCUCCCCGGACGGCAAGGGUCUAACGGGAUUUUUCUUCGUGAAGCCCGAAUGGCGGCCGAACGAGCGGCGCCGGCGGCGAGAGGCGGACAUGGCGCCGUGCGACCCGAAGCCCCCCUGCUGGAAGGAGUCUUGCCAACCCACUCCGUUCGCGGACCUUGCGCCGUGCCUUGGGCUCUCUGUG
Molecule: messenger RNA, 1465 nt
Organism: Closterium sp. NIES-67
Lineage: Eukaryota; Viridiplantae; Streptophyta; Zygnematophyceae; Desmidiales; Closteriaceae
Source: the annotation of a GenBank genome assembly